Messenger RNA from Rotaria sordida, 693 nucleotides. The record is from the annotation of a GenBank genome assembly. Lineage: Eukaryota; Metazoa; Rotifera; Eurotatoria; Philodinida; Philodinidae.
AUGGUCGAACCUGAUUGGGACGAUUUUCUUGAAAAGAUGCGUCUAUUAAUGCGUAACAAUGUGAAAAAUGAUGUUAUCGAUAUACUUACCUCGAAUUUUUCGACAACAACCAAAGUUGAAUCAUUACUUUCAUGUGUUGCUAUUAUGGAUACAUUCAAACAAUACUUUGAAUAUCAAUGUGUAAUAACAAAAUGUGGCAUUCGUAAUGUACACUUCAUGGGCACCUUAGACGACUGGAAAUUGUUGCGUCAUAAAACUGAACAAUUACAAAAUUUUACAACGUCUAGAAAUGAUAGUUUUGCUACUUAUAUUCAAGGAUUAUUGCCCAUCAUCGACAAAUUCAUUGAGACCUAUCAAGGUAAUGUUGACAAUAAAUUUUGGAACAAGAUCAUGGACAUCAAACAUUGGGGUGGAGGACGUUCAGGAAGUCCGGCUGGCACGAACGUGACCGGAUGGUUUCUUCAUCUUUGCUAUGGAUUACAUGAGCAGAAAAAGUGUGAUAUUCAGCAGAUUAGACUCAAUGCACUUGUUGUGCCUGUUAAAGUUGAAAAUGAACUGAUCAAUCAAUCGAAAAUGUGCUACAUAGCUGGUGGUUUUCAUGGAAUUGAAUCACGCGAUGGUCGACAUAAGCCGGUGAUGAGUCUCGCUAUUAUGGAUGACACGACUACUAUCGGACCCUGUACUCGUAAAUGA